Neolamprologus brichardi is the source of this 2233-nucleotide messenger RNA. Lineage: Eukaryota; Metazoa; Chordata; Actinopteri; Cichliformes; Cichlidae. The record is from RefSeq and is a predicted model, not a curated record.
UCAGGGAAUUCUGGAUGACUUGCACGAUUAACCAGAAAUACCAGUUGGCCAUCUUUUACUGAAACCGCCUACAGUCACAAUGCCUUGAAAUUUAAAGGAAGUUUUCUUGUGAACUCACUCGAUAGAAACCCUUCAACCUGAUGGCUGCGAAAACGACGGUUCCUGAAGAAGACAUAACUUGCCCUCAAUGCACGGACAUUUAUUGCCUUCCAGUUCUUUUAAAAUGUGGCCACAACAUUUGCAGAGUUUGCCUGUUUAACUACUGGGAGUGGAAAGGAUUGCGAGAGUGUCCCGUCUGUGGCAUCGUGUCUGACACCAAGAGACCUCCUAUUAAUCUGGCACUGCACAAUGUCGCAAAGGAACACAAAGUGCUUAUAAUGACCAGCAGUCAAAACAAAUGUUGUCAACACAACGAGAAGUUGAAGAUUUUUUGUCACAACGACGGAGAGCUCAUCUGUCUUAUCUGCCAACUUUCAAAAGAGCAUAAAGUCCACGAAUGCAGCCCAGUAGAAGAAGCAGCCGAACAGAAAAAGGCAGAAAUAUCAGCCAGCCUUGAGUCUUUACAGAAUAAAACGCAAGCAUAUGAAAAUGAGACAGCAAUCAAGGAGGAGUUUAAAAAGUUCCACCAGUUGCUUCAGGACGAGGAAAACACAAGGCUGAAGGUGCUCAAACUGGAGGAGGAAACCAAAACUCAAAUCAUGCGUAAGAAGCUGGAAAACAUCAGCGACCAGAUCAACACUCUCUCCUCCACGAUCAGUGAUAUUGAAAAAGCCCUCAAAGCAGAAGAUAUACAGCUUCUACAGAACUACAAGAAGACAAAGAAAAGGCUGCAAUGCAGCAUUGGAGAGCCAGAGGUCAUCAGAGAUAUCCUGAUAAACUCUGCAAAGCAUCUGGGAUCGCUUAGUUUUCACAUUUGGAAGAAGGUGGAAGACAUUGUCAGAUGUGUUCCUGUUGUUUUGGAUCCAAACACUGCCCAGUCCAACCUAGAGUUCUCUGAAGAACUGUCCUGUGUGCAAUACAGCAGCAAGAAGCUCCUACCCAACAAUCCUGAACGCCUCAUCAACCGUGUUUCUGUGCUGGGAGCCACUGGUUUUACAUCUGGAAAGCACAGCUGGACUGUAGAUGUGGGCCAAGGCAAAGACUGGUACAUCGGAGUGGCUCUAGACUCCAUCCAAAGAAAGAAUACCAUCUUCCUCAGCCCUGCUGAGGGUUUCUGGGUAAUUGGUUUGAGCAAUGGAGACUCACUGUGGGCACAGACCACACCUCGCUCCAAGCUCCCAAUGAAGGAGAAGCCCAACAGGAUUACAGUAGAGCUGGACUAUGAGAAGGGAAAAGUUGUUUUCAUCAAUGCUGCAGAUUCUACAAAGAUCCACACAUUCAAAGACAAAUUUACUGAGAAGGUUUUUCCCUACUUUUCCCCCGGAUUGUGUGAAGACAAAAAAAAAUCAAGCAAACUGAAAAUCUGUCCCCAGGUAAUAAAAGUACAAGUAGAAUAGUCAGAGGCUACGUUAUAUUUAACAGGCUGCGCUGACUGAUAAAUCAAUGCUUUACACAUGGAAUUCAGGAGGAAACAACUGUCUGAGGAGUGGAACUCAGACACUGUUUUUCUUUUGUAUGUGGCAUAGGUAUAACUAUGGGGAAAAACAGAGGCAUUAUGUUUUCAGGCAAAGUGAUAUUUUAGCUUCAUUUUCAAACAUAGUGACAAAGGUUAAUAAAAAAAAAAAAAGUCUCAUCAACCGUGUUUCUGUGCUGGAGUAGUCAACUGAUUCGCACCUGCUAGUGACUCAGGAAAGACUCCCAGGUUACCUGGUGAUAGUCACAGUUUAAUGUGGGAAGCUGUCUGCUUGAUAUAAUGUAACAUCAUUACGUUAUAACUACGUUAAUGCACUUUGUUUCCUCAGCUUAGAGCUGUUGGAGCUUGUGUUUACCCUGAGAGGGAAUUAUCUGAAUUAAAACUGAUAAAUGUGAUUUAAAAGGAGGGAGCCAUAGACACCGAGAAGCAUAUCAGAAAGCAGUUUCAGGAACAGGGUGGAAUCAUUUGCUUUUGAUCAUUUUUGAUCUGACUCAGCUUAACUUGCUGGCUUAACUUCUCUUCUGGACACAUCUUUCCUUUAUAUGCAGCUCUCUGAUGUCAAAUAGAGUAUAGAACUUUAUUAAUCCCUAUGAUGUUUGAUGUAUUGUUUAAACUCGCUUUUGGUUGAUUUUGUUUUGUUUUAGAUUUUAAUGUCUGUUU